This is a messenger RNA of Aphidius gifuensis, 2111 nucleotides long. RefSeq names its product sepiapterin reductase-like (gene Sptr). The record is from RefSeq and is a predicted model, not a curated record. Bases 525 to 1316 code for a protein of 263 amino acids. Gene Ontology annotation, molecular function: sepiapterin reductase (NADP+) activity. The transcript has 4 exons. NCBI's taxonomy places the organism in Eukaryota, Metazoa, Arthropoda, Insecta, Hymenoptera, Braconidae. Gene Ontology annotation, biological process: tetrahydrobiopterin biosynthetic process.
UACUUGUAUCAUUUGAAAAAAAAAAUAAUCAUUAUAAAAAAUGUGUCUGAUUACAAAGUCUGGACCACAGUAUUGCUCAAUCUAAAUGAAAAUUGAUAUUAUUUAUUUAUUUAUUUUUUUGAUGGGAGUGUCAGGUGUCACGCGUGGUCAAACCUUUGAUCCAAGAUGAUGAUAAUAAUAAUUAUAACAUGCUGAUACUUGUUGCUUACUUGUUAAAAAACAACUUACUCACAAUUCACAAACAUUUUUCAUUACAUCAAUGUGCAAACAAGACACCAUCAUAUCUAAAAAAUCAACAAAAUAAAUAGUAAAUAUUACAAAGUAAACAACACAUAUACCUAUACCUAUACCUAUAUUAUUUUUGAAAGUAAUAAUAAUCAAUAAAUAAAUAAACAGCUGGAAGGAUACAUGUCCUGUCAAUAGAUACACAUAUUGACCAAGUCAUUUGACAGGUUAUUUUUUUUCGUGUAAUUCAUCAAGAGUAUCUAUAAAUAUUAACAAAAAGAAAAAAAGAAAAUUAAAAAAUGACACCAGAAGCAUUAACAGGCAAAGUAUUCAUCUUAAUAACUGGAGCAAGUCAAGGAAUUGGUCGUCAAAUUGCAAUAACAUUAUCUGAAAUUGUUGAUAAAAACUCACAAAUACUUUUAAUUGCUAGAAAUGAAAAUGGACUAAAAGAAACACGAGAUAAAUUAUCAAAAAAUAUUAAUGUUAAUUAUGCAAGUGUUGAUUUGGGUGUUGCAACUGAUGAACAGCUAACAGAAAUAAUAAGUAAUGUAACUGAUGUUGAUAAAUUCGAUCGUGCUAUUUUGAUACAAAAUGCUGGAUCAGUUGGUGAUGUUACAAAAAAUACAGCUCAAAUGAAUGACAUGGAUUAUUGGAAAAAUUAUUUUGCUCUUAAUGUAUUUUCAACAGCAAUAUUAAAUUCAGUAUUUAUGAAAUUAUUCAAUGACAAUGUUAAAGCUAAAAAAUACAUUAUUAAUAUAAGCUCAUUGAUGGGAAUAAAACCAUUUAAAUCAAUGGGUUAUUAUGGAUCUGGUAAAGCUGCUCGAGAAAUGUAUUUCAAGGUAUUUGCUGAAGAAUUUCCACAAGUAAAUGUGUUAAAUUAUUCACCUGGACCAGUUGAAACUGAAAUGCUAGUAACUGUUGCAACAAAAGCUGGUGAUGAUGAAGUGCGAAAUACAAUAAAUGAUACAAGAAUUCAAAAAAAAUCAUUGACACCUGAACAAACAGUUAAUCGUCUUGUUAAUAUACUACGUGAUCAAAAAUAUAAAUCUGGUGAUCAUGUUGAUUACUUUGAUGAGUUUUUAAAAUUUUAAAACACAUAAUACUUGAAAAAAUAUAUAUUUUAUUGAAAAGUUAUAUUUUUUAAAAAUAUUGCACAUAUUAUAAUCACAAUUAUAAAAAUAUUAAAAUGUUUUUUUCUUUUGUUGUUAAGACACACUGUGUUCAUCACUUCCAAGUGGAAUAAAUAUUGUCAAAGAUUUAUUAAUACUUUUUUCAAUAUAACAUAUAAUUAUAAUGAUAAAUAAUAAUAUUGUUGAUGAUAAUAAAUAAACUGGUGAUGGAUAAAAUGGUGGUAAAUAUUUAGCAUAAAUAAGUGUAUAAAUUGGUCCACAAAUAAGUGGUAAAAUAGCUUCAACAGAUGUUGCUAAUGAAAAUACUUUUCCAACAUCUUCUGGUGGUACAGAUUUGGAUAAUACUGAUCUUAUUGUUGGUGAUAAUACACCACCAAAUGAACCAGCAAAUAGUACAGUAUACAUAUGCCAAGGUUUUAAUGUAAAUGCUGUUAUCAUUGAUGCUGUAAAUGAUGACACUGCAGCAAUCAUAGCUAAAGCUGUAUCAGAAAAUCCUUUAAAAAGAAAAAAUACAAACUUUAAAUAUAUAUUUCAAUGAUAAGCCAUACGUUGAUUUAAAUAAAUUAUUUACCAAAUGUUCUACCAAAUAAUCUAACUCCAAUAAUUGUACCAAUAAUACUUAUUGCAAUAGAUAAGCCCUUGAAUCUUGAAUACUCAAUUGUAUUCCAUCCUAAUCUAGCACUUGUAAAAAGAUAUCCAACACUUAUAUCACCAUUUAAAAUGACAAUUAAUAAAGCCAAUGUUAUAAUACAACCC